AGAGUUAGCAUAAACUGAGCUGUGAGCUCCACAAAUUUAGUUCCAAUGGCAAAACUCUCUCACUCCUCACUCUAUCCAUUCCAUUCUCUCUCUUCUUCAACAAUUUGUUCAUCUUUAUUUCAUUUUACUUGUUGUACUUCAUUUUCUUGUUUUCCAACAAAGCUUGAAAUCCCAAUCUUGUCAUCAUCAUCAUCAUGUUGUUCACAAUUCUUCCCAUUACUUACAAAUCAUCAUCAUCAUCCAAUUUUGCUUUUCAUUGGUUUUGAGUCACCCCCUUUAGAUACUCAAACAUUUCUUGCCACUUUCAGUGUUUUAACUGCCAUUGCUCUCUCCCUCUUUCUUGGCCUCAAGGGAGAUCCAGUUCCUUGUGAUAGGUGUGCUGGGAAUGGUGGGACGAAGUGCGUCUUUUGCAACGAUGGUAAGAUGAAGAACGAAAAAGGAUUAGUCGACUGCAAAGUUUGCAAGGGUGCAGGAUUAAUACUCUGCAAGAAAUGUGCUGGUUCUGGAUACUCAAGAAGGAUAUGACCUAUACUACUUGUUUUCUUUUCCUCUGUAAUUAUUGGCUUGUGUUCUGAGGCUAAUUCACACAUACAUGAAAAUUUGAAGCUCACAUAUGAGGCUAUGUCAUUUUGUCUAAAUAUUUUGCUCUCAUAUGUUUUUCUGUAAGGAAAAAGGGUUAGUAACACGUUUGAUCCCUUGGUUAUUGGUAAA
This is a messenger RNA of Lycium barbarum (goji berry), 711 nucleotides long. RefSeq names its product protein SPA, chloroplastic. The transcript has 4 exons. The record is from RefSeq and is a predicted model, not a curated record. The coding region runs from base 46 to 525 and encodes 159 amino acids. NCBI's taxonomy places the organism in Eukaryota, Viridiplantae, Streptophyta, Magnoliopsida, Solanales, Solanaceae.